GAAGGGGGUGGGGAACGUGGAAGAGGAAUUUGAUUCCCCCCUCUGAUUUUCUCCAUUGGGUUUUUCCUUGCCAGGCUGCUCCAGUAGGAGUCUCUCGCUGCCGCCUCCUGCAGCUCCUCCUCCCGGCCUGGCCAAUGACGCGCGGGCGGGCGGUGACUGUCGCUGGGCUUGCAGCGACAGACCUCCCGGCUCGCCGGAGCUCGCCAGCUGCUCGCCAGCCCGCGGGAGGGAGGAGAGAAUUCGAAUGCUUCCGCGGUUGGCUACUCAGCGUCCUGGUCUCGAGUUGCCCCAUUGCGGUUGUCAUUCCUAACACACACACACACACACACACACACACACACACAGUUUCUUUUUAAUACCUCCAAAGAGACAAUCAUCUUCAAGCUGGCGGGAGCAAUGGUUCAUAUAACGAAAGGCGAGCUGACCCAGGAAGAAAAGGAGCUGCUAGAAGUCAUCGGGAAAGGUACUGUCCAAGAAGCCGGAACACUAUUAGCCAGCAAGAAUGUCCGUGUCAACUGUUUGGAUGAGAAUGGAAUGACUCCUCUAAUGCAUGCUGCCUAUAAAGGAAAACUUGAUAUGUGCAAAUUACUUUUACGACAUGGAGCUGAUGUAAAUUGUCAUCAACACGAGCAUGGGUACACAGCCCUCAUGUUUGCUGCACUUUCUGGUAACAAAGACAUCACAUGGGUAAUGUUGGAGGCCGGUGCCGAGACAGAUGUUGUCAACUCUGUAGGAAGAACAGCAGCUCAGAUGGCAGCCUUUGUGGGUCAACAUGAUUGUGUGACUGUCAUCAACAAUUUCUUUCCUCGUGAGAGACUGGAUUAUUACACUAAACCCCAGGGGCUGGAUAAAGAGCCAAAACUGCCUCCAAAGUUGGCGGGCCCACUGCACAAAAUUAUUACCACAACCAAUCUUCAUCCUGUCAAGAUCGUGAUGCUUGUAAAUGAGAAUCCUCUGCUGGCAGAAGAAGCAGCUCUGAAUAAAUGCUACAAGGUGAUGGAUUUGAUCUGUGAGAAAUGUAUGAAGCAAAGAGACAUGAAUGAAGUAUUGGCUAUGAAAAUGCAUUACAUCAGCUGUAUCUUUCAGAAAUGCAUUAACUUCUUAAAAGGUGGAGAGAAUAAACUGGACACUCUGGUCAAAAGCUUGUUAAAAGGCCGAGCUUCAGAUGGCUUUCCGGUAUAUCAAGAAAAGAUCAUAAGAGAAAGUAUCAGAAAAUUUCCUUACUGUGAAGCCACACUCCUCCAGCAGCUGGUGCGAAGCAUUGCUCCUGUUGAAAUUGGUUCUGAUCCCACUGCAUUCUCUGUACUUACCCAAGCCAUCACGGGUCAGGUGGGUUUUGUGGAUGUGGAAUUUUGCACUACCUGUGGAGAAAAGGGAGCAAGUAAAAGAUGUUCCGUCUGCAAGAUGGUUAUAUAUUGUGAUCAAAUCUGCCAGAAAACACACUGGUUUGCACAUAAGAAAAUCUGUAAGGAUCUAAAGGACGUUUAUGAAAAACAACAAUCAGAAGCUGCCAAAGAAAAGAGUGAAGAGGAAAACAAAACAGUGAGUUGCUUCAGCAGUGAGUCACAGACUAUAGUGGAAACCACCUCCACGCCUGCGCCCCAUCCUGGAGAAUAUAUCGUACGUUCUGCGGAGCGCAUCUGUUGUGGAGAAGUUGCCCAGUUGACUGAUACAAAGCACUUCCACCUCUACCCCUCAGCAGACCGCAUUGCCUUCACCACCUGCGUGAGAAACACUAGGAAUGGCGGACUUGAUGUCAGUUCUAACUGUGUUCGUGCAGAGCAGCUCGAGGCUGAAGCGGGGGUCUCCCAAGAGAGUUGUCAGCCGAAGGAGUCUGUGGAAGGGGAGAAAGACUGUCCUCAGAGUGGAGGCGGGUUGGAAGGCUUUCGGGAUGCUCCUUCAGGUCGGCAGGAAUCUGAGGAGUGAAAGGCAGCGUAGGUGCUGGUGUGGACGGUUUGUGCCCUGGCAGGUAGCUGGAGAGCUCACGUGACUGUGUCCUCAUGCCUUGUGACCCCUGCAUGGCACCAUGGCAGGAUUCCAUGUCUCCUAGAAUAGAGGCCUUCAAGCAAAGCUCUGUCUACCAUGCCCUGAGUUCCCAGUGAUUUCUGUACUGUAGUCAGACAGAUAGUCUAAGGGAGAAAUUUGUAUUUCAAAGUAUCGCAGAAACAUUUUUAAUUCCCUUUCUGAGGCCAGCUUCCCAGCAGUUGUUCUCAAAGCAAAAGAGAUCCCCUUCAAGAAGAAAUACAGUCUCUGGGGAACAGAGGGGCAAGCAGAACAGGUGUAGGAGAGAUAUUUUCAGGAAAGAAGAAUUUUCUAGCCACUGACAUGGGUAGUUAAACGGAUCAUAGCUUAUAUGUGAAUAAGAUGCAUAUAAAUAGCAUUUAGAAUAGCGAAGUCCUACUUACUUAGAUGCAGUGAAAUGAAGAAAAGUUGUAUGUUACAGGCUCUGUCACAGUUCAGCUCAUUGUAGUUUUUAUAUAGAAAUGAUCCUGAGCAGUCUGAACUUCAUAUAGUUCCUGCGGUGACAUUUUAUCUACAGUGUUUGUAACGUUCAUAAGUGUCAGAACUAAGGCAUAGCCAUGAUUAUCUCAGCAUGUGCAUUAAAAAGGCUGUUUCAUGAAAUCUCUGAUUCAAUAAUGGCUAAACAUAGUGUGUCCCCAGUUAUAAAACCAAUUCAUGUGCCAUAUUCCACUUGAAAGGCUUUUUUCUUCCUGUAAGCUUUUCAUGGGGCUCUUCUUGCCCAGAAACUGAUUUAUAACUGUCACUUUUAGAAUGUGCUCACACCCGUUUUUAGCAUAGGCAGUACGGAGGCCGAGCUAGGGCCUGAUUGCCGAAGACAGCGCUGUAUUUCAGAGUUUCUUGUGAUGAUUGUAAAAUAAAUCAUGCCUACUGAUAUAACCACCUCCACAUCUUGUUUCCUGGCUU
This is a messenger RNA of Zalophus californianus (California sea lion), 2925 nucleotides long. RefSeq names its product ankyrin repeat and MYND domain containing 2 (gene ANKMY2). Gene Ontology annotation, molecular function: protein binding. The coding region runs from base 397 to 1926 and encodes 509 amino acids. The transcript is spliced from 11 exons. The record is from RefSeq and is a predicted model, not a curated record. Lineage: Eukaryota; Metazoa; Chordata; Mammalia; Carnivora; Otariidae.